This is a messenger RNA of Fonsecaea nubica, 1635 nucleotides long. RefSeq lists its product as hypothetical. The record is from RefSeq and is a predicted model, not a curated record. Lineage: Eukaryota; Fungi; Ascomycota; Eurotiomycetes; Chaetothyriales; Herpotrichiellaceae. Gene Ontology annotation, biological process: xenobiotic detoxification by transmembrane export across the plasma membrane. The transcript has 3 exons. Gene Ontology annotation, molecular function: fluconazole transmembrane transporter activity. The coding region runs from base 1 to 1635 and encodes 544 amino acids.
AUGGCCGGUUUCAUCAAAGAGACGCCCGCAGGGCAGUUCCUUCGACUGCUUGGCUUCCAGUCAGGUCUCUUGUACUCUGAAGAGAAACCCGGCUUUGAGCCUGCUGGCCUCCCUGUCGUCUGCGAACCUGCACUGUCUCCCACUGAAAGUGACCUGGAGAAAACCCUGUCCAAGCUCUCCACCACCAUCCGCGCAGCUGAGAAGGACGUCACACUGCCUCCCUCGAACAGAGACGCAAUCAUUGUAUCCUGGACCGAGAACGAUCCCGAGAACCCUCGCAAUUGGCCGCAGGGUAAGAAGACGUGGACCCUCGUGGUGGUCAACCUGUAUACCUUCUGCGUCUACUGCACGGCCUCCAUCAUCACGCCCACCGCGGGAGCCAUCCAGCAGCGAUAUGGUGUAUCGAUUGUGGUCGCAAGUCUGGGGCUGUCCCUGUACGUUGUUGGUUACGGCCUGGGUCCCAUGUUUUUCUCUCCCACCAGCGAGAUCCCUAGCAUCGGACGGAACCCGCCUUAUCUCUAUUCCUUUGUGGCAUUCUUCGUCGUGUCCAUUGCGCUCGCUUUCGUCGACAACUUCCCUGCCAUCAUCGUCCUCCGAUGGCUGCAGGGUCUUUUUGGAAGCCCGGCUUUGGCCAGUGGCGCGGCGUCCAUCGAAGACAUAUACGACAUUUACAGCGCGCCGUAUGGCUAUGUGUGGUGGGUUGCAGCCAUGUAUUGUGGUCCUGCGGUUGGGCCGCUGAUGGCUGGAUACGCUGUUCCUCACGAUUGGAGGUGGCCGCUCUACGAAGUCAUCAUCAUGUCGGGCAUCAUUCUCUUCCUCCUACCCUUCCUGCCGGAGACCUACCCCGGCACCAUCCUCCUUAACCGAGCAAGACGACUCCGCAAAGUGACGGGAGACGACCGAUACCGUGCCGAGAGUGAACUGCACCCCAUCCCGUUCCGGGCGCUCCUCUGGGAAGCUCUCGUCCGGCCAUUGGAGAUCACCAUCAAGGACCCUGCGGUACUCUACGCGGCACUCUACGGCGGCCUUGUCUACGCCACAUACUACUCCUUCUUCGAGGCCUUCCCGCUCGUCUACCUAGGCACCUACGAAAUGUCUCUCGGCCAGCUCGGACUGAUAUUCCUCGGCUUGAUGACGGGCUGCAUCGUCGGUCUGGCCUGCUACUACAUCUACCUACGCCGGUGGUUCAUCCCGCGGGCUCGAAAAUACCACGCCGACAAGGGCAAGGCUGUCGAACAGGAAGAAUGGCUCCGGCCAGGCCUGGCGGGCGUGUGGGGCCCCCCGAUCGGUCUGCUGUUGUUUGCCUGGACGGCGCGCGCGGACGUGCACUGGAUCGCGCCCACGAUCGGCAUCAACAUCUGGGCCGCCGGCAGCUUCUGCAUGUUCCAGAGCAUCAUCUGCUACAUCGCGCUGGCGUACCCGAAAUACGUGGCCUCGCUGUUCGCCGCCAACGACUUUGCCCGCUCUAUGCUGGCCGCGGGCUUCGUGCAGUUCUCCCGCUCCAUGUACCUCGAUCUCGGCAUCGGGAAGGGUGUCACCGUCAUUGCGGGCCUGUCGGGCGUCGGCGUCGCGGGUAUGUACGGGUUGUAUUACUUUGGGGGGUUUCUUAGGGCGAAGAGUAAGUUUACGGGGUGA